CUUUUUUCCAUUUUUUGCUGGAAGUUGAUUUUGGAAAAUAACAAGUAGCCGUCAAGUUAAGUAUAGCGCUAUAUAUAUAGCAUGGACAAAGGUGCAACAGUGGCUGAAAUUCAGAGUUCUGCUACGGUUGACUGGACACCACUGGGCGACAUUUAUGUAAAGAAAUACCUGAACUACAACUUGGACUGGCAAGUAAAUUUAGCAGAGAAUCAUGUUUCAAUUUCUCCUUAUGGAGGUCCAAUAGCCAUUUUUCCCAGAGUGGUUUCGAAAAAACAGGGGGUGUCCAAGCCGGUUAUUACCAUCUAUACUCAAGCUGGGAAGGUUAUCUCAACUAUACCGUGGGGUGGUGGAAACAUUAUUGGGCUCGGAUGGACGAGUUCUGAACAUGUUGUGUGCAUACUAGAAGAUGGAAACAUGGUAGUUUACAACAUAUACGGGAAGCACCUAUAUGCUCGGAUUCUUGCACGGGAGAUUCGUGAUGACCGUGUACUGGAGUGCAAGUUCUUCCAUACCUUGGAGGGGAGUGCAGGAUUUGCUGUGAUGACCAACAAGUAUCAAUUUUUUCUUGUGGCAGAUUCUGAUCGCUCAAAAGAUGACAUUCGUGUCAAGAAACUAGCCGAUAUUCCUUCAUCCACAAGCAAGCCCAACUGUUGGGCUGUCCUUCCUGUGGGCAACCAAGUGUCUGUGACCGUAGCCAUUCAUGAUCGACUGUUUGUACUUGAUCCCUAUGAGGCAGUGUUGCAGACAAUAAACUGUAAGAAGGGUGGUUCUCUAUGCUGGGUUGAGUUGGCAGUGUCUCCAAACGGCAAAGCAGUGGCUCUAGUUGAUCAGGACGGAUAUCUGUGGGGUGGCUCCUCCGAUUUUAAAGUGUGUGAGACGGAAUUUGACCUUCAGUCGAGGUCGAGAGUUCUUCAGCUGCAAUGGGGUGGAAAAGAUUUCUUUGUGCUUGUUAUGGAUCAGUUGAUGUUUGUGAAAGGAUUUGACAAACACUGGUGCAAAUACCACCUCCAGGAGCCUUGUUUUCUCCUUUCAGAGAUCGAUGGCGUGAGGAUUCUAACCAAUUCAGCCUGUGAAUUCAUGCAUCGAGUUACAUCUCCAUCUUUGGCUGUACUGCGCAUUGGCUCGAUGGAGGUAGGUGCACUUCUCAAUGAUGCCUACAAAGAAUAUGAGGGAGAUGAGAGUCACAAGGCAGAUGAGUAUAUUAGAUUCGUCAAGGACCGUCUACCGGAGGCUGUGAUGCAGUGUAUCAAAGCUGCUGGAGAGGAGUUCCAGCCGCCUAUUCAACAAAGUCUCCUCAAGAGCUCGAACUUUGGAAAAGGUUUCCUCGGUCCAGACAUCCCCAGUGAUGUUGUGAAUGAGUUUGUUGAAAUGUGCCAUCAGCUCAGGGUCUUGAACAGUGUUAGACAAUCAAGCAUUGGGAUCCCUAUCACCUUCAGACAAUACUAUCGACUGUCCACUGGGGUUCUCAUUGACAGAUUGAUCAACCGAGGUUUGUAUCCACUGGCAAUGGAAAUAUGCAAGUACCUCAAAAUUCCUCCUGCAAAUGGAGAGGUGAAGAUACUCAAAGAGUGGGCUUUGCGAAAGAUUCAAGAUGUCUCCUUAUCUGAUGAUGAAGUUGCCAGGCAGAUUAUUGACAAGUUCAAUGGAAGCAAAGUGGUAGUGUCAUUUGCUGAGAUUGCCAGAGCCUCCAAGGCUGGUGGAAGGAAACCUCUCGCUGCUAUGUUACUGGACCAUGAAGUUCAUGCCCGGGAUCAAGUCCCGAUGUUAAUGGAAAUGGACAAAGUGGAUAUAGCACUGGACAAGGCUGUGGAGAGUGGAGACCCACAACUCAUGUUCAAGGUUCUGGAUGAGCUCAAGUACAAGCGCUACCACUCGCAAAUGGAUAAGUACCUCCAGUUGUUUCAUCAUCGACCGGUUGCUGCUGCUUUGUAUAGAAAGCUCUGCAAAGAAGUCGACCAGGAGCAGUUGCUGAACUUACAUCGUCAAGAGAGUGACUUUUUGGAGGCUGGAUGUUUGCAAUUUGCACAGAGUUUCAGGCAAAAGGAUCCAGAGCAGCAGCGAAGUUCUCUAGAAGGAGCUGUUAAGGAGUACAAAGAUGGCCAGCACAUGUUUCAUUUAAGGGUAGCUGAAGAACAGGGAAAACUCAGUAAGGAACAGGCAGAGAUAAGUAGGAAGUGUGGAAUUAGGGUGACCGGAGAGUCUCUCUAUGUGACCAUCUAUGAGUGUAUCAAGAACAGGCAACCAAGAAUUGCUGAGCAACUUCGCAAAGAAUUCAAAAUGUCCGACCAGCUGUAUUGGUGGGCUAAAGUUAGAGGACUGGCUGUUAUCGGAGAAUAUGAUGAGCUUGAGAAAUUUUCUAAGCAAAAGAAGUCACCUAUAAGCUAUGAGCCAUUUGCCGAGGCAUGCCUGAAACAUGGAAACCGUAGAGAGGCUAGCAAAUAUGUUGGUCGUAUUGCUCCUGAGAACCGUUUUGACAUGUACAUGAAGAUUGAAGACCUCCAGAAGGCUGCUGAUACCGCUUUUCAAAACAAAAGGAUUGACCAACUGGAGAAUGUACUUAUCAAGGCAGCCAGGCAGCAUGAACUAGUGGAACACAUUAAAAAUCUGAAAGUCAGAUUGGGUUACAAAUAGAAAGUGAUAACCUUUUAUAUUUGAAAACACUGUGUGUGUGUGAUUAUUAUAGUGUAAGGUUAAUAAAAAUGAAUGUUGGGGGGGGGGCAGUUUCCCCUCUGGCAUUCUAGAUGAUUAAAACAAGGACAUGCAAAAUUACUGUGAAAAAAUUAUUGAUCUACACAUG
This is a messenger RNA of Halichondria panicea, 2797 nucleotides long. RefSeq names its product vacuolar protein sorting-associated protein 16 homolog. Gene Ontology annotation, molecular function: actin binding. Gene Ontology annotation, biological process: endosomal transport; intracellular protein transport; vacuole fusion, non-autophagic. The record is from RefSeq and is a predicted model, not a curated record. NCBI's taxonomy places the organism in Eukaryota, Metazoa, Porifera, Demospongiae, Suberitida, Halichondriidae. The coding region runs from base 82 to 2631 and encodes 849 amino acids. The transcript is spliced from 25 exons. Gene Ontology annotation, cellular component: lysosomal membrane; cytoplasm; HOPS complex.